Molecule: messenger RNA, 2346 nt
Organism: Thamnophis elegans (Western terrestrial garter snake)
Lineage: Eukaryota; Metazoa; Chordata; Lepidosauria; Squamata; Natricidae
Gene: CPOX
Product: coproporphyrinogen oxidase
Exons: 7
Coding region: 98-1390 (430 amino acids)
Cellular component (GO): mitochondrial intermembrane space; cytoplasm
Molecular function (GO): coproporphyrinogen oxidase activity
Source: RefSeq, a predicted model, not a curated record
UCUUCCGGGCUCGCAGAGACGAAGGGGCGUAGGCAGCGCACUUUCCUGGUUUGGCGCCGAUCUGAACGGCAGCUGAAGGAACUGGGCCCCCGCUGUCAUGUCUUUUCUGCUGCGCGGGGUUCGCCCUCUGGGCGCCCGGGGUUUCAGUCUCCGGUCCGGCCCGCGCUGCUCCAGGAUAUUCGGUUCGGGCUCCUUGGAAUCGCCGCCGGGCGGCUCUUCCCGUCGGGGUGAUGGUCGGUGGCAGCGAUCAGCGUUCGCCUGGACUGCAGGAGCCACAGCGGUGCUGGCCGGGCUGGGACUGGUACGGCGGGCGGAGAUGAAGGAGCAGCCUCGGCGGCAGCAGCAGCAAAUACAACCGGAAAAGCCGUGGGGAAAGGAGGAGGAGGAGGAUCUGGCGAGGCUGUGCGAGAGCUUCAUGGCUCCUCCGGUGAGCGGACUGCGAGAGCUGCGCGACCGGCGGGGAGACAUGCGAAGUCGCAUGGAGUUGCUCAUCAUGGAGGCGCAGAGCCAGGUGUGCAAGGCGCUGGCCCAGGUCGACCGCGGCGCCGCUUUCACCGUGGACCGCUGGGAAAGGAAGGAAGGUGGUGGAGGCAUCAGCUGUGUCCUUCAGGAUGGCGAAAUCUUUGAGAAGGCUGGCGUCAAUGUUUCAGUUGUUUUUGGACAUCUUUCUGAAGAAGCAGCUCAGCAGAUGAGAAGCAGGGGAAAAUCUCUGAAAACCAAAAGUGGAAAAUUGCCCUUUUGUGCUAUGGGAGUGAGUUCUGUCAUUCAUCCAAAGAAUCCUUACAUUCCCACUAUACACUUCAAUUACAGAUACUUUGAAAUUGAAGAGGAAGAUGGUACUAAACAAUGGUGGUUUGGUGGUGGAACAGACCUUACACCAACUUACUUGAAUGAAGAAGAUGCUAUUCAUUUUCAUAAAACUCUAAAGGACGCCUGUGACCAGCACAAUCCUGAGCUAUAUCCUAAGUUCAAGAAAUGGUGUGAUGAAUAUUUUUACAUCAAGCACCGUGGAGAACGGCGGGGAAUAGGAGGCAUCUUCUUUGAUGAUUUGGACUCACCUUCAAAGGAAGAAGUUUUUCAGUUUGUGCAGAGUUGCACCAAAGCUAUUGUGCCUUGUUAUAUUCCCAUUGUGAAGAAACACUCACAGGACAAGUUCUCACCAAAAGAAAAAUUAUGGCAGCAGAUCCGUAGAGGGAGGUACGUGGAAUUCAAUCUUGUGUAUGAUAGAGGCACAAAGUUUGGCCUUGCAACACCAGGGUCAAGAAUUGAAAGUAUUCUUAUGUCUCUGCCACUCACUGCCAGAUGGGAGUAUAUGCAUUCACCACCAGAGAAUUCCAAGGAAGCAGAAAUCCUAGAAGUUUUGCGCCAUCCCAAAGACUGGGCACAGUGAAUAGAAAGCUGGCCAUGUUCAGCCAUGAAGAAAGGACUUGUUCUGCUGCCCACUCCCAAAUCCACCUGUCACCGCCUGGCAGUUAAUGAAUGUUUAUCUAUUCUCUCGCCUCAUGCCUUAGGAAUAAUAUUAGAUUCUAUCCCCUGUGAAUGUUCUCUUAGAACCCACCUAUUGCUCCUUUGUUGAUUCUUGGUCAUUUGUAUUAGUGUAACUGUAAAGAUCUAGUAAGGCAAGAGGAAAUGCACUGAAUAACAGAGGGUAGUGAAGUGCUGCAAGUUACUGAGGUGUAGACUACAUGUCCCUCUUUCAGGGACUUGACACACUUUCUUACUUUUCACAAAAGAAACAAUUGUUGACAGACUCAGUUCAGCCUUCCAUUGCCUGCAGUAUUUCUGACUUCUUGCCAAUUACUUUCCAGUAGAAUGAUUUUUGUAAUUUAAUCUGAAAUGCUAGUCCAUUUGACUUGUCCUCAUCUGUUAAAUUGCAAAAAAAAGAAAGAGUCUGUAUUGGCUACUAUCAGCUACAAGUGGAUAAAUUAUCUUAGUAGCACAGUUCUUGACUGCAGAUGAAAUGCAGCCCAGCCUUUUAUCAGGGUCCCAAACUCCUGGUUUUGCAUUUGUACAGCACCUGGUACAGAGUUUUCAAUGAAACAAAUUACAUUUCUGUAGGUAAUUUUGAUGUUGGUUCAUAAAAGUGUACAUCCAUAAUGUUUGAAUAGUUGAACACAUUGGAACUUAAUUUCUGGAUGAGUAUAAGGCGAUAUUGUACCUCAGGUUACCAAUAUUUUUCUCAUGUACUCUUUUGAAAUAUGUUUCUCAGCAAACAUGUUUGGGAGAAGGUAACAGUCCUAUACCAAACUAAUAAUCAAUUCUACAGAAAGUAUCUGCAUGUAUGUGCACAAACAUAGGACCUUUGCUGAGACAGUCAGAGAGAAGUGUUUCCUUCAGUAAACUAUG